Messenger RNA from Asparagus officinalis (garden asparagus), 3416 nucleotides. RefSeq lists its product as uncharacterized. The transcript has 5 exons. The record is from RefSeq and is a predicted model, not a curated record. The coding region runs from base 44 to 2902 and encodes 952 amino acids. Lineage: Eukaryota; Viridiplantae; Streptophyta; Magnoliopsida; Asparagales; Asparagaceae.
CAGCUCAACCUCGUUGCGCUUCUCCUCCUCCAACGUACCAACGAUGCCCCCCAUCGAUCUCCCUUCCCCGUUCGGCGACCUCGCCGUCGGCAUCUCCGAUCUCGAGCUCCGAGAGACCGCCUACGAGAUCUUCGUCGGCGCUUGCAGAACCACCGGCGGCAAACCCCUAACCUACAUUCCCCAAUCCGAGAAGAGCCCUAAUUCCACCGACCGCUCGCUGUCGAAUUCCUCGUCGACGCUGUCGAUGUCGCCGAAUCUGCAGAGGUCGCUGACGUCGACGGCGGCGAGUAAGAUGAAGAAGGCGCUGGGGAUUAAGUCGUCGUCGAAGAAGAGCCCGGCGAAGGAGAGCAGCCCGAAGAGGAAGCAGAUGACCGUUGGGGAGCUGAUAAGGGUUCAGAUGAGGGUUUCGGAGCAGUCGGAUUCGAGAAUUCGGAGAGGGUUGUUGAGGAUUGCUGCGAGUCAGCUUGGGAGGCGCAUUGAGUCGAUGGUUUUGCCAUUGGAGUUGUUACAACAGUUUAAAGCUUCAGAUUUUCCUGAUCAGCAAGAAUAUGUGGCUUGGCAGGGUAGAAACCUAAGGGUUCUUGAGGCAGGACUGCUUAUGCAUCCUCUCGUUCCACUACAAAAGUCAGAUUCUGCAGCACAACGGCUUAGGCAAAUUAUACGUGGUGCUUCUGAGAGACAGCUUGAAACAGGGAAGAAUUCAGAAUCGAUGCAGGUUUUGCGAAAUGCUGUGAUGAGCCUUGCUUCCAGAUCAUAUGAUGGAUAUGCUACUGAAUCAUGCCAUUGGGCAGAUGGCUUCCCGUUGAAUCUCCAUUUGUAUCAAAUGCUAUUAGAGGCUUGUUUUGAUAGUGGAGAGGAAGGAUCAAUAAUUGAAGAGAUUGAUGAGGUUCUAGAAUUGAUAAAAAAGACAUGGGCUGUCCUGGGAAUAGAUCAGAAGCUUCAUAACCUCGUCUUUUUGUGGAUUAUGUUUCAUCAUUUUGUUACUAAUGGCCAAGUAGAUAUAGAUCUUCUGUUUGCUGCUGAUAAUCAGUUAGGCGAGGUUGUUAAGGAUGCUAAAUCCACGAAAGACCCAACGUAUUCAAAGGUACUGAGUUCAACAUUGACUUCGAUAAUGGGCUGGGCAGAGAAAAGACUUCUUGCUUACCAUGACACCUUUAAUCCUAAUAACAUUGAGUCCAUGGAGUGUAUUGUCUCUUUAGGAGUAUCAUCUGCCAGAAUACUAGUGGAAGAUAUUUCUAAUGAAUAUCGUCGGAGGAGGCGAGAAGAAGUUGAUGUUGCUCGAACGAGGAUCGACACCUAUAUUCGUUCAUCUCUCCGCACUGCAUUUGCUCAGAGAAUGGAGGAAGCAGAAUCAAGUUGGCGAUCAUCGAAAAACCACAGUACUCCUACUCCACGUCUUGCAAUUCUUGCGAAGAGCAUUGGUGAUCUUGCAAACAAGGAGAAAGAGUUAUUCAGCCCGAUAUUGAAAAAGUGGCACCCUCUAGCUGGCGGUGUUGCUGUCGCUACUCUUCAUUCUUGUUAUGGGAAUGAACUAAAGCAGUUUAUCUCAGGCCUUACAGAACUUACUGUUGAUUCUGUCCAAGUACUGAAAGCUGCAGACAAGUUGGAGAAAGAUCUUGUGCAUAUUGCUGUUGAAGAGUCUGUUGACAGUGAGGAUGGUGGAAAGGCACUAAUCCGUGAGAUGCCUCCUUUCGAGGCUGAAUCUUCCAUUGCUGAUCUUGUGAAGACGUGGAUAAAGACAAGAGUGGAUAGACUAAAGGAAUGGAUUGACAGGAACUUGCAACAAGAGGUUUGGAACCCAAGGGCAAACAAGGAGAAUAUUGCUCCCUCUGGAGUUGAUAUUCUAAGAGUAGUCGAUGAAACUUUAGAUGCAUUCUUUCAGCUGCCAAUUCCUAUGCAUCCAGCCUUGCUUCCGGACUUGCUGACCGGGCUUGAUAGAAGCUUGCAGUACUAUAUAUCUAAAGUGAAGUCAGGCUGUGGAACUCGGAACACCUUUAUUCCUGCACUUCCAGCACUUACCAGAUGUGAGACAAACUCAGGUUUAUUCAAGAAGAAAGACAAAUCUCAGAAUUUGCAGAAAAGGAGAUCACAGGUUGGAACAAUGAAUGGAGAAGCUUCUAACAGUUUGCCACAGCUAUGUGUCCGUAUGAAUACACUCUAUCAUAUACGAACCGAGUUGGACAACCUGGAGAAGAAAAUAAAAACCUGUUUAAGGAAUGUAGAAUCAGCUCAAGCCGACAUAUCAAACGGGUUUGAGAACAAAUUUGAGCUCUCCCUUGCUGCUUCUCACGAAGGAAUUCAACAAUUGUGUGAGGCAACAGCUUACAGGGUCAUCUUCCGUGAUCUAAGCCAUGUAUUAUGGGAUGGCUUAUAUGUUGGAGAAACUGCUUCUUCUCGAAUAUAUCCUUUGCUGAAAGAGCUUGACCCUAACCUCGAGAUGAUAUCAACAACAGUACAUAAUAGAGUACGUAAUCGCGUGAUAACAGCAUUGAUGAAAGCUUCCUUUGAUGGGUUUUUGCUGGUGCUUUUGGCUGGUGGCCCAUCUCGUUCGUUCACUCGUCAGGAUUCUCAGAUUUUAGAAGAUGAUUUCAAGGCUCUUAAAGAUUUAUACUUGGCUGAUGGUGAUGGGUUGCCAGAAGAACUGGUUGAGAAGGCUUCAACUCAAGUUAGAAACAUUUUACCUCUUUUUCGAACCGAUACAGAGAGCCUCGUUGACCGCUUCAAACGCUUGAUUGUAGAGGCUCAUGGUCCUGUAGCCAAAUCUAGGUAUCCUUUGCCUCCGACUUCAGGUCAUUGGAGCCCUACUGAAGCAAAUACAAUUUUGCGUGUUCUCUGUUACAGGAACGACGAUGCUGCUUCCAAAUUCCUGAAGAAAACCUAUGGACUUCCUAAAAAGCUUUAGCUUUUUGGGUUUUAGUGUAUAUUAAUAUGCAGUAAGUAGAUCAGCUCAUGGAUGUUCCUUCAGAACUUGCAUCAGUGUUAUUUAUCAAGGUUUGGACACAGACUACAGUAGGUGGAUUACCAUUUACAUUAUUCUUUUAUACUAGUUGGUUCCUAAGCAUUCUUUCAGUUAGAUGAAGUGUAAAAGUUCUGGCUUUCUACAUUUCCUCAACUUGCCUCUUUAACGACAGUCAAUCUAUGGGAUGCAGAGAACUGAGUUGUGAAUAAUUUCCUUUACCAGCGAACCGCUAUGUUUGUUAUGUUGUGGGUUUCUGUUCAAAUGUGGAGAGGUUAUGUUGUUAUACGGUGUCUAUAAUUUAUUGAGUACCGGGUUAUCAGUAUUUUGAUGUUUUUUUUUUUUAAAUUCCCCCGUAUGUAACAUGGUUUUUGUGAUUACUCUUAUCUUGGUGUGUUUGGUGGUUGUAACCUGAAAUAUUUCUCCAAUAAUCAGAGUGCUGAAUGUGAGAACGAGUUGG